GCAGUGUGACGAUACCGGCGGACAAAUGCCGCGAGCCCAGGACUCAGUAACCCUGACAGUUUAUUCCGAAGAGACGCGUCGGCAGCCAAAUUUACCAUCUCCGCGUUACGGUUACGUGUUCGGAUUUAGGACACGGAUCUAAUUUAUGUUCUAUUUCGUCACAGCACUGCAGGCUCUGCACCGGACUGCACUGACCGCGGAUACUGUGCUGUUGCGGUGUGUUCGCGAGUGGACGUGGGCAUGGACCCACACUGCCGGGUUUGACUGCACUGUGACUGUCGGCGUCGCGCGAGCCGGCUGCCGGACACGAGCGGCAGCGCGUGGGGUCGAGGACAAGCCGAGGAGAAGGUGACACCAGCCGCCGGUGCCCACGAUCACCGCUCCCCCCCCCGCUUCAUCUUCAUCCUCGUCCUCAUCUUCUGAGUCCUGUUCAUCUCAGCGCUCGCGGGGAAGAAGGAGGAGGACGAUCUCGGGCCAGAACCCGCGCGAGGGCCAAAGAGAGAAAGGAGUCGUCAGAUUCUCGUCACGGCCACCGGUCCCGGUCAUCUGCGACCUGUCAAGAGCCUCAGUCCACGGCCACGUGACGGGGUAUGCCAUGCCGCAUUGAGAUCCCCUCACUCCAAGGGAAAUACGCUGAAAUGUUCCACCCAGAGCGCAGUUUUAACACGGGAUGUCCUGUGAUGUGACGAGCGCGUGAAGAAGCCCACGGCACGCGAGAUACCCCACGCAGAUCCCCCCAGUUCCAGGACGUGUCGUGAUCCUGACGUCGUGUUAGCUUUUGUUGCAGGACGCACGGAUACGUGGACGGCACGAAGAAUAACCAAACGGAGGAUGUGUGCUUAGAAACACACACAGGAAAACAAAUGAAUAAUUAAGAGCAGGAAUCGGAGACGGUGAAGCGAGAAGGUCGUAAUGCACGUGGAGUCAUCAAUAAUACAGCGCGACACGGCGGAGCCCGCAGCCGGCACGCGGGACGCGCGACCUACUUAGAGACGCGGGCGCGUGAAGCCGGCUGCCUGCCCUGUGCCGCGCGUAAUAUUUCAUACGAUCCAUUGCUACGUACUGAAUUUAUUUCAAAAGCGUCGAAUUUCGACGCAGGUCUCCACGGAGCUGUCGAGCAAAUCGCGAAAAAAAUAGCACCGCUACGUAUCCGAGAGGAAUUAGAAAACACUUGUGCGAAAGGAGAUAAAAUAUUAACUAGUCUAGUGUGUUUGUAGAUUGUUGUUAACCUAUUGGACCUGAGGGGGUCGAAGUACUGUAAGUGUAAUAUUAAAAAGCAGCCUUAGCAGCCGCGGCGCAGGGCAUGAUGAUAAUGGCCGGUGCCGUUUUUAAUCAGGGAUUUUUAAACGCGUUCAGCCCAAAACCAAAGUUAUUAAUUCAGCCCAAAUAUUUCACCACUGGAGCUUUGCUGUGAAUUAAAAAAACGGAAACAAAAAUCCCUUUAUGAACAAAGGUUCACUCACAAUAGUGGAUUGCUCUGCUGCGGAAUUUUAGAAUUAGAUUAGUGCUAAAUAAACCUCUCAAUGGAUUUGAGAAGAAAAUAACCUUCUGACGGACCAGGAGCUGGUAUCUGUUGAUGAACAAUUUGUAUUUGUUCAUGAUCAGGGUCAUAAAGUGAGAGUAAAGGUCCAAGAGUGCCUUAAGGUGAGCAACGGGCUCUUGGAAGAAGUGAAUGAAGCAGUACAUGUACGGAGACUGGAAGCUGAAGUAAGUCCUGUGAGAAGUGUUAAAACUGAGCGGGACCUGGCACCAGAAGAGCCACCCAGUCAAGUCGAUUAAGCCGUUAGUCCGCCCGGUGACUCGCGCUCUGUCAUGUUGCUGAGAUGCAGCCGUCCCUCCCAGCCCCUGCUGAGGCACACCGACGUCCCGCAGCGGGUCACUGAGAGCUUCAUCCUCUCAGGGUACCGCUUCCCCGACUACAGCUUGCGAGAGUGCCUGGCAUCUGCCUUCAGGCCCACCAAUGAGACAGGCAACUUCUGGACCCACUUCCUGGCAGUGUUCGUCUUCGCCUUCCACUUCCUGGAGCUGUUCUGGUGGGAGGACCAGCCAGCCCUCAGCGACCCCUUCUUCUACCCCUUCUGGAACUACUUCAUUGGUGUGUUCUGCCUGCUGAUGGCCAGCAGCAUGGCCCACCUGCUCAACUCCAUGUCACUGCUCAUCAGGGAGAUCUGCUUCUUUGUGGACUAUGGCACCAUCAGUGCCUAUACUGUGGGCUCAUCCCUGGCUUACUUCUACUACAUCCACCCGCAAGCAGGGCUGCCUGGCACUGGGCUCCGCAACACCACCCAGGAGAGGCCACAAGUCCUGGAAGGUCCCUCUCUUCCACCGCCUUCCUCACAAUCGUCAUCCUCUACCCUCCCGGAGUUUCACGUAUUCUUUGAGAACUUCUACAUCCCCAGUGCCUGUGUGGUGGCUCUCCUGUGCACGCUGGCCUGCUGCUGCACCCGCCAACGUUGGAGAAGGUACCGAUAUGUGAUCCGCACCAUGGUUUUCCUGCUACCUUUUAUUGUGGCUUCCACCCCUGUCUUUUAUCGUCUUCUCCGACCAUCCCAGCACUCUGCCGUGUCCUUGUCCCGCUCCUCUGCAACCCUGGCUCCGUUUUUCUACCGGCACUGCUUCUGGCUGUUGGUGUCGGCACUCUUCAACAUCAGCAAGUUCCCAGAGCGACUCUCUCCAGGGAAGUUUGACAUCUGGGGCCACAGCCACCAGUGGUUCCACUGCUUCACCUUCCUCUCCAUCCUGGAUGAGCUGCACAUGAUCAAAGCUGAAAUACGGGCCUUGGCUCUGCCCCUGGCUUCACCCUUGAUGCAGCCUUUGCUCCCUGGUCCCACCCUGUGCUCCACCUACGGCGUGAUGUUUGCCUUACAGGGCUGCAUUGGCGCCAUAAUCUCCUGGUUCGCCUGGGGUGCCUGUCGGAGCAGGAGCACCCAGGCAGAACACUGCAAAUCUCACUGAUCGACCACUUCCGUCUCCUCUGGCUUAUCUUCCCUCAGAAGAUCACGAUACGCCUGUUUCCAUUUCUGUGUCAAAACAGACAGGCACAUGGAGGGGACAUGAAUAUGCAAGCGUUCUGGAAACUACCUUAAAGAUAAAACUAGAUAGCACUUUAAACCCCUGUGUAAUUCAGGACCCUUGUUGUCCAUGGAAGUCGUGAGCAUAUUUAAGGUCUCUGCAUGGACAAGAGGUAGAAUGUCUCUUCGUACGCAUCUUAGUCAGGUCCAUAACUCUGCUGCAGGGAUCAUCCAAGGACAGUUCUAACAGUUCUGUGCAUUUCAUACAUUUUGAUUGUAUUGUUCAUUUUUCAAAUCAAGGUAAAGCAGUGCUUUGUGCAAGAGAGCAUAUUUUUCACUGUAAUGUUUCAUGAUCAAAUGUCAGCGUAUCAGACAUACAUGUUUCGGUGAACACUUUCUGAUCACUUGGUCAGUUUUUACAGCCACGCCGAUUUUGUCUGCUUUGAGUACUGUACUUUAAUAUCACCAAGCUUUGUUGUAAAAAUUCUGUCUUUGGGGGGGUAGUUUUAGGAAGGGCCUCAGAGUUUGGAUUUUUUUUUUUAUGGAAGCCCUUUGAUUGAUCUAAUAUUCUGAACCGGAUGCUACACUGUAUCGGUAUCUUACACUGAAGUGGGCGCUUACACUGGAUUGCUGUGAUGUGUUACGCUGGACCCUGCAGUGAACCGGUCUUGCACGGUAAACUGGACAAACGAAUCAUCCUCCAGUGCAAAACACAAACAGGUGUAAAUGUGUGAAAGCACAAUAAUGCUGAAACACGGGACGCAAACGCGCAUACAUACUGUCUCACUUCUAGACACAACAAACCGACACUGCCUCAUCAGAAACAUCCUUUUACAGACCCUCAGACUGGGGAGCAGCAUAUCAUAUAGCGGGAAUGAGCAAAACUGUUGUACAAUGUUCGGGAUCUAUAAGUUGAUGAUGUUAUUCUGAUGCUAUAUUGAUUUUAACGUAGCGGUGUUAAAAACCACCUUUGAGUGGUAUGAAUGCAUAUCUGUCCACACGUUGACUUUUAGCUUCGAAAUGUGAUAUUUUCUUAUCCUGUCUCAAAUGAAAUGUACAAACCUAUCAUCCCCAAACUCUUAAAUGCCUUCCCUCCCUGCUCCCACCCCUAUAAGCUAUAUAUUCCAGUCUUUUAAGCCUAAGCUCAUUCUUUCUAUUCUUGCUGUGGUUCCUUCCACUAGAACUCCCAGUUUGUUGUUGCGUGGCAUUUGUCAAGCUUUCAUGACGUAUUCUGUGCCGCCACAUGACUGCAGAAACGUACGUUGAGCAGGUGUCUCUUGGUCCUUUAUUAAACAAUGUGUUCCAUCAGAGCAGGGCCUCCUCAGUAUGUUCUAACAGCUCCAGGCCCUGAGAUCUCCAUCCUUCCCCUCGCUUGAGGGCAGCACGCUGACGACAUCAUCUUAUUAUCCGGUGCUUUAGUAUGAGAACACGUUGUCAUCGUUGGCGCGAAUGACGGAUGUCGCCGAGGUGCACCAUAGCCCACGGGCCAAUGUGGUGGAGGUGGUGCUGUCAUGCCGGCACUGCAAGCUCUUCCUUGGAAGGUUCCUGCCGUGCUGCAAAUGCUGUGACUUGUGCGGUUAAAAUUGUGCCAGUAGGUCACACACAACCAGAGAAGCGCUGACACUGUCUUCCUGUCCUACUGUCAUCCUUAAUUAUUUCCAUCUGUACAGGGCCCCUCUCUCCUUUUCAAUGUUUUAUGCAUUCUUCCUCGUUCUCACCUACCCACUCCCCUUUUCUUCCCCAUUCUUGAUCUCCCUCUUUGUCUUUCUGCUCUCUGACGUCUCCCCUCCUUCUGUCUGUCUCGGUUCCUCUUUACAAACGCUCGCAAGGGGAAGUGCAGCCAGAGACACAACAUAAGCAUUUGUCGCCUCAGUGCCCUUGCACUUUGUGCGAAAAGGAACUGAGCGCUACGAAGUUCACCCUGCAGGCUGAUCGAAGCAUUCAUUUCACUUUCAGCAAAGGACAACAUGUAGAAACAAUACUGAGGGACCUAAUAUGUUGCUAUUGUUUGCAGCAAAUGAAAAAUACAGAAGAGGGCUUUUAUUGUUUCAUAGUAUAAACUUGCAUGUUGUUUGGUUAAAAACAAAUAACUGUUGAUGAAACGUUUGUGAAUUUGGGUGACUCGGAAUGGAGACUGAGUCACGGUGGUGAGUUCAUUAGAAGUCCAUUCCACCAUAAAAUUUCAAUUAAAAACAGAAGCCAUACUUUGGAUAGAAAGCCAUAUUACAGUGACCACUUCCCCAACACGCAAUGCUUAAGGUACUCUGCAAGACCACCACGAAUACAGUAUUUUAUUUGCCAUCACUUUGAGGAAUUCACGUAUUCUUGUUUGUUUUUCGAUAAUAGUGUGUUUUUUCUUUCUUAUUUGUAAAAGCAGAUAGUUUUACUGGGUGAACUCUACAUCAGUAGAGGUGCUGAGAAAGACGGGUUUAUAAUGUCUGCUGUGUCACAGGUUCAUCUAAUAUACUGUAAUAUGACUGAAGUCAGUCAGAUUUCAUAUCAGACUAAGUAUGUUCAUUGACCCAGGUUUGAUUGAGCGUUGACAAUGGUUUUAAGGUCUGGACGGACAAAAAUGACUAAUCGUAGUAGCUGACUCUAAUAUCAUAAACUCACCAUUGACAUAACCAAAUGAUGUCAAGAUGCAGCAUGUUAUGCCGCGUUUGGUCAGAACGGGACCUAUUACAAGCUGUUUCUCUGAGCGUAUUUGUGAAAUAUAAGAAAUGUUUUGUAUGAUGUCGUGGUUUUUUCACUCUGCUGUGAGCAUUCACACGUGCAAAUGUAAUUCCUGAUGUUAGUUUAACGUUCCAUUGAAGACCACAGUGUCUUUGUUCAUAGGCAGGAACAAAUAGCAACUCACCAUGGUAUAUUUGUGUGUACGGCCAUUUAGCACUUUGGGUGGAACGUCUCCAGAUUCAUUGUGCUGUUCCAGUGGUAGCUGUGACUAGUGGACUCAACAGCGUUGGAGCGUUGUCCAUUCUGAAUGUGGGGGGAUGGGUUGUGAAAGUGCGGAAGCCUUUACUGACGUGCGAUUUGACAGUCUUUUAGGACCUUUCACUCUACAGAAGGCCGAGUGCUCUGAUGUGUGAGAUACCACAUUUUAUACGUUUCACCUUGUUCAACCUGCAGCCCUAUGGGCUCCUAGAUGAUGUGGUGCCACUGUGAGCAGUGGGGUGUGUUCCUCAGGCGUCUUACCAGUCGGUCCGUGUUCCUUGGGCCACCUCACCGCAGGUGGCAUGUGUGGCAUAAACAGGGUUCGAAUCACCAUCCCAUUGUAGGCCAUAUGGUAAUUUGCUGACUCACCUAGGGAGAGAAGCUUCUAGAAACAGUUUGCAGUGAUUCGGGCACAAGGUGAAGAUGCCAUUUAGGGAACCCCGCUCAGCUGUGUGAUGUGGGGCCCAUCAGACUUGAAGACACAAGUUGAAUGUGAGCCUGUUUAGGUCAUAGUGUACUGUACUCAGGGGGGAACCAAGGGCAGGUGUUCCCAAAUGCACUGGACUUAGCGUCUUCACUUACUG
Messenger RNA from Scleropages formosus (Asian bonytongue), 6526 nucleotides. RefSeq names its product progestin and adipoQ receptor family member 9 (gene paqr9). The transcript has a single exon. The record is from RefSeq and is a predicted model, not a curated record. Gene Ontology annotation, cellular component: membrane. Bases 1813 to 2955 code for a protein of 380 amino acids. Lineage: Eukaryota; Metazoa; Chordata; Actinopteri; Osteoglossiformes; Osteoglossidae. Gene Ontology annotation, molecular function: signaling receptor activity.